AAGAACAUUCGGAUCACCUUUGAUGUUUACAUACAAAAUGCCCAAUGUUUAGCUGGUUCGUUUCUUGCUUUAGCGUUGAUUAAAUGGAUUUUCUUCCGAAAGAGAAGUACAAUACAUGAAAACGACCAUAUAUGACACUUAAUGUGUACGGACCAUUUCGUUCAAUGCGCUGCGAGUGGCUAAUAGCGUGUGAGUUUUUGGUCGAAGUAAGUGACAAUUUUGUAACAAAGGGAAAUAACUAAUUCAACUUAUUAUUAUAAUUUCCGCAUAUUGGUCACGGCAAAAUAGCGAAUUUGAAAACUUAAAACAAUACUUUAUCAUGGCUUUAAGUCUCGAUGAUAGACUGUUAGGUGAAAAAGUCGAAAACUACUGUAGUAGCAGUGAAGAUGAAAAUGAAAAUGACUCAAGUGAUGAAAAAAGUGAGAGUCGACCAGUGGACAAAGCACCAACAUUUAUCCCCGAUGAGAAAAGCAAAGACUACACGGGCAGCAGCACUAAUACAGGUCCGAAAGGUGUCCUCAAUGAUUGGCGAGAGUUUAAGAGGCUAGAGACUGAACAGAGAGAAGAACAAGAGAGGGAAAGGCAGGCAAUGAUGAAAAAACUGCAGUUAACUUGCAGGUCACAUCUGAACGAUGAGGAAGAAAAAAAGAAAGACAAAGAAUUCCUGCAAGAUCUGGAAGAAUUUGAUGAUGAGUUCCUGAAAAAGUACAGACAGAAGCGCAUAGAAGAGAUGAGGAGAGUUCUUGAAAACUCACCAAAGUUUGGCCAAGUUAUACAGCUGGAUAAGUCAUGUUUCAUCAAUGAAAUUGACAAUGAAAAGAAGACUGUGAAGGUCAUUGUUCAUGUAUACGAGGACAAUGUUGAAGCAUGCAGGUCUAUGGAUGGAUGUAUUAAAUGUCUUGCCAAGGAGUAUGUCAACAUCAAGUUCUGUAGAAUUAAAGCUACAGAAGCUAAGCUUAGCAGGAAGUUUUCCAGUACUGGUGUGCCAGCUUUGCUUAUCUAUAAGGGAGGCGAGUUGAUCGGCAAUUAUAUCAGACUUUCAGAUGAGUUUGGGGAAGAUUUUUAUGCGACUGAUGUGGAAAGUUUUCUACAAGAGCAUGGGAUGCUUCCUGUCCUUGAAAAUACUUGCAUCCGAGAUAAAACCACUGGGGAAGUGAGAGCUGUCUUGCCAGAAGAUGAUGACUUUGAUAUUGACUAAGAUGUUCUCUGUGAUUAUGUUCAGACUUCUUAUUUUGAUAAAAACAAAUAAAUUCAACAAUGAAUGAACUUUAUGCAUUUAUGCAGCAGAGUGAUAGAAAUACAAUUUAUGAAUUGAAUUUGUAUAAAUAUUAAAUGAAUGAGCGGGAUUGAAAAAUAUGUGUUCUCUGUACAUAAACCAUUCAUUUUAGAAAAUAGUUGUAUUUAUGUAUGUAUAUUUUGUCAAAGUCUAUUCCUUUAAAGUGCUAAAUAUUUUGCCUUGAUUUUGCUAGGUGUAGUUAUACUUUUAUAAACAGCGAGGUACAGCUAAACAGCUAUCCCGAUGAUGUCAAGUGAAGUUGUUUUCAUAAGUGGACAUUUUUUUAUAUUCCCUUUUACAAUAAAUAUAGUUGUUGUCAUUAUUUUUAAAGUAUCUUGAGACAACAAUUAUCAAUAUCACCAUUAAGUCUUUCUAUUUAAUACAGUUUUAUUCUUUUAAAGGAGCAUAUUUGCUUAUUACACAAAGCAGAGAGAUAACCCAAUAAAAGAGUGUCUAUAAUAUUGGUGAUUUUUAGAAAAAUGAGAACAUACACCAAGUUGAUGAGUGAUAUGGCUACAUCUGCAUGUGAUAUAAGCAUACCUGAAUCUCCACAAAAAUAGAAGUUUAAUUAAAAAUGAAAGAAAUAUCUUAUCCUUACACAUUUUGAUGUCAUUCAUUUCUGUCAUUUCCUUUAGGCAUUUAAUCAUGCUUCCAGAUAUUUUGAUUUAGUUAUUUUGACAAAUACAUAACUUUUACAUACAUGUAUUUAUAUAAAGGUCAUAUAUACAGUGACAAAGUGUUGUAGCAUUAUAGUUUUUAUAUGCUUGUAUAUAUAAAUAUUAAAUAGACAAUCUUGUUUGAUAUGGUGUGCACUGUCUCAGUUUAUUGCUUGAACUAAUAUCAAAAUACUGUAAAUUUGAUGCGUUUUUUUCAUUUUCUUUGCAGAAAAAUUCCUUUAUUGAAAUUUCUGAGAAAACGUCAUGUGAACAAACUAUUUAAAAACAGGAUAAUCAGUGCAUUGAUGUGUUCAGGAUUGAUAAUUAAGUCUAAAAUAAACUGAUAUAUCAAUGGA
This is a messenger RNA of Mya arenaria, 2288 nucleotides long. RefSeq names its product phosducin-like protein. The transcript has 2 exons. Gene Ontology annotation, biological process: regulation of G protein-coupled receptor signaling pathway. The record is from RefSeq and is a predicted model, not a curated record. Lineage: Eukaryota; Metazoa; Mollusca; Bivalvia; Myida; Myidae. The coding region runs from base 320 to 1198 and encodes 292 amino acids.